Messenger RNA from Striga hermonthica, 912 nucleotides. NCBI's taxonomy places the organism in Eukaryota, Viridiplantae, Streptophyta, Magnoliopsida, Lamiales, Orobanchaceae. The record is from the annotation of a GenBank genome assembly.
AUGGCUACAAUUGUAAAUUUUGCUCUCUCUUUCUCACACUCUUCCUCCAUUUUUCGGCACGAAAGAACUCGAGUUUCAGCUAAUUCAUCUUUGAAAAUUGAAACAAAUAAUCGGGUUUGGUUGCGAGUCAGUGAAAAUUCCACUCCCCAUGUGAAAAAACAUUUCAAAACCGAUAAUGAAGGAAUCGAAAGGAUUCAUUCCCCUGAAGAAUUCGACGAGCAUCUUUUAUCUUCGGAGGAAAAACUCGUGAUUGCUCAUUUUUCGACCGGUCGCUACAAGUACAAUUCAAUAAUACGCCGGUUCAUGGAGGAACAAUGCCUGGUGUCGAACGAGCAAAAAAAAGUCAAUCAAGCGUCCAGGUUCCAACCGAGAAAGCUCGCGGACAACAUUUUGUACUACGGAUAUGACCCGUUUUCACCCGUGGUCGAGGUGAAAUCAGGGGACGAUUUGGUGAAUUUGAUAAAGAUUCGUAAAGUACUCGUUGUGGUCAAUGUGGUCAAGGAUUGGUGUUCGCCUUGCGCAAAAAUAUACCCUGGCGUGCUUAAACUGGCGAGUCAGUUGGUCAAUAAGGUCGUGUUUGCUAGAAUGAAUGUCGAUGAAAACGGUGGUUUCAUGAGGAUGAUGAGGGAAAUGGAUGUUCGGAGAAUGCCAGCAUUUUUGUUUUUCGAAAACGGGGAUUUGCGUGGAAAAAAUAAAAAUAAAAAAACGAGCGGUGAAGAGGGAGCAAGGCUCGCCGAAGGUCGGUCGCGGAGUGAUGCUCGCGCUCGCCGGAGGUCGGGUCGGCGAACUUCCACUGUGAGGGAGCAAGCCUCAUCGGAGGUCGGUCGCGGAGUAAAGCUCGCACUCGUCGGAGGUCGGUCGGUGAACUUCCACAGUGCCAGCAAGUCCUGUCGGAGGUCGGUCGCGGAGUAA